CAAAAUUAAAAGAUUAUUUUUAUCAACGGUCUACUAAAAUAAUAAACGAACAUGCUUUCUAAUCAAGUAAAUAAUGUCAAAAAAUGGUUUAAUGAAAAACAUAUUAAAAUACAAGAUAUCUGGUUGACACAAUGUGUCGAAUAUUUCUUGUCUGAAAACCAAAAUAUGUCUCUUCAAAAUCUUCAAGAAGAAGCUUUUCAACAAUGGCUGUUAAAUGAUCUAGCUGAUACUACAUCAAAUUCUCUUCCGGAGUUAGAUAAAACAACAAAAGUGCUUCCUGGAAGUUUUGUAUUACAGAUCCAGAAAUUAAUUGAUAUAAGUGCAAGUGCAUAUAGUCAAAUUCAAAAACUGUACAAUUUACCAGUAGAACAGACCGAAGAGGAAAUGGAAAAAGAGAAAAGUUCACGAGUCCUAAAAUUGUUUUUAUCUGAUGGAACGAAAGAAAUUCAAGCUAUGGAAUAUAGACAGAUUAAGUGUUUGUCACUUAACACAGCACCUGGCAGUAAAAUAAUUUUAAAAGGCCCAAUAAAUGUUAGCUCUAGUGGGAUGUUAUAUUUGGAAAAUCAUCAUGUUACUUUCCUUGGCGGUGAGGUUGAGACACUAUUGGAACCGAAUUCUGUGAUAAAUACAUUGUUAAAGUCUAUAAACCUGUCAGCAGAUAGUAGUUUAUUAAAGAAUAAUAGAAAUAUUGCCAUAAAGCCUCUACAAUCCGAAAUAAUUGAUUCUAAUACACGUGAAGCAAGUACAAUCUCCACUUCAUCAAAUACAAAUGUGGUAAACAAUUUUGAAACCAAUAUUUUAUUAGAUGAUCCAUUAGCUGAUGCAUUUCUUGAAGAAUUUGAUUUGCAUAAUAUUAAUGAUGCCCCUGAUGUUGAUUUGGAUAAGACUUUUAUGAGAGUUCAGGAAUGCACACAGAUCGAACCUGAGCCAGAAGAAACAAAAAAUGUAUUAGAUCCUUCGUACCCCAUCAAACUUAACAAUAAAUCGGUUAUAUUCUUCAAACAAGUUGAUGAAAUACAAUCUAUGAUAAUGAAGCCUAAAAUGUUCGUAGUUGUUAUCAAGAUAGAAAAGUUUAUAGAAAAACUGUGUAUGGAGGAAGAUGAAUGGAAAAAUUUAGUUCGUGUAAGUGACUAUUUAGUUGAUUCCACUAGUUUUAUGGAUAUAAAAUUAGACUCGGACCUAAUCAGCAAAUACACUGGAUACGAUUCACAAAAAAUGGCCGAAUUAAAAAUUCAACUGAAGGAUAAUCCUGAAAAAAUUAAUGAUCUUUUAAUGAGUUUGAAACGAAUGAAGGAAGAUUUUAUGAACAAGAUUUUUUUAGCCGAGAUUAAAAUAUUUCCACAAAUUUUAACAGAUCAGCCAUCAAUUAUAGUUAGUUUAAACGAAUUACAAAGUGAACACAGAAAACUAGUAGAAGAUAAAAGGAAUUAUGAUUGA
Messenger RNA from Ctenocephalides felis (cat flea), 1437 nucleotides. RefSeq names its product recQ-mediated genome instability protein 1-like. Lineage: Eukaryota; Metazoa; Arthropoda; Insecta; Siphonaptera; Pulicidae. The coding region runs from base 52 to 1437 and encodes 461 amino acids. The record is from RefSeq and is a predicted model, not a curated record. The transcript has 9 exons. Gene Ontology annotation, cellular component: RecQ family helicase-topoisomerase III complex; nuclear body. Gene Ontology annotation, biological process: resolution of meiotic recombination intermediates; double-strand break repair via homologous recombination.